Stylophora pistillata is the source of this 1753-nucleotide messenger RNA. Its product is annotated as microfibril-associated glycoprotein 4. NCBI's taxonomy places the organism in Eukaryota, Metazoa, Cnidaria, Anthozoa, Scleractinia, Pocilloporidae. The record is from RefSeq and is a predicted model, not a curated record.
UUCUGAAAUGUGGUGGCGUUGUUGCUCUGCGUUUGUUCCUUUUUGGAUUCUACUCUUUCUUAGCGAUGUGCCAACCGUUUGUGGAAAGGCUUUAUCACGGAAGACAACCAACCAAAGCUGUUCCAUGUGUCAACUUCUAAACAUAUUGGUGUACAAUCAGACCAAUCUGGACGCGAAACUGGAUAGUAUUUCGCGCCAGAACAAGAAACUUGAAGCAAAGAUUAAUUUGCUUCUCAAAGGGAGAAACAAUUGUUCACAAGCGAGAGACUGUGUUGAUAUCUACGACUGCGGUCAAAAAGCCAGCGGUGUGUACACAGUCCGUCCACGCGGUAAACAGCCCUUCGACGUUUUCUGUGACCAGAUCACCGAUAGCGGAGGCUGGACAGUGUUUCAGAAGAGAGUGGACGGAUCUGUUGAUUUCUACCGCGGUUGGCAUGACUAUAAAGUGGGGUUUGGGAACCUGAAGAACGAGUUUUGGCUGGGACUUGAUAAGUUAAACAGGCUGACCAUAAACAACAAGAAACGAUACAAACUUCGCGUGGAUUUGGAGGAUACCUCUGGCAACACAGCUUAUGCUUCGUAUAAUUACUUUGGUGUGUCAAGCGAAAAGACUAACUACAAACUCAGCCUUGGGACAUACUAUGGCAAUGCUGGUGAUUCACUGUCCUAUCACAAGAGUCGUCCGUUUUCUACAAAAGACCGAGACAAUGAUGGUCAAAGUGGUAGUAACUGUGCUGUAACUUAUCAUAGCGGCUGGUGGUUCCACGCAUGUCACACUUCAGGUUUAAACGGAGCAUACCUCCACGGCUCUCAUUCCUCUCUUGCUAAUGGAAUAAACUGGAAGAGUUGGAAGGGAUAUAACUAUUCUGCUAGGCGCUCCGAAAUGAAAAUUCGGCCCGUUGGCUGGAUUCCAUCCUAAACAGUCUAAAGAAUGUUCUCGCGCUCUGUUUCUGGUUCUUCCUUAGAUGUUUGUCACAAUUAAAGAGAAGAAAGAGAAGUCGAAAAUUUCAUUUUUUAUUGCAUUGUUUCAUUCUUUUUGCUGUUGUAAUAUAACUAGAAUCGGAAGGUCCGAGCUAAAGUUAAGGAUUAGAUGGUUUUAAAUUUCUUAUUUAUAGUGCUGCAUCUGUCGCAUCAGUUUUAACAAAAAGCGUAGUAGGAGAUGAAAUUGUUAGUGAUAGAUCCAUUUCAAAGAAAAAGCCUAGGGCAAGUUAGGAAAAAUAUAAUCUGGUAUGAUUGUUCUUGAACACAACAAAGUAGCAGAAAAUCUAGAAAAGCAAAAAUAAUAGCAGCUUGUAACCUAUCAUUUCCUGUUGAAAUUCAUCACAAAAAUUUCAGUCCUCCACCUCACAUAUCCAUAGUGUGCAUCAGUUUUCUUUUGAAGUGUUUCAAGAAUUGCAGGAAAACAGCUGAGAAAUAAAUGGGGAGUGGAUCCUAGCUUGCAUGCGACCUCCUUCAUUGAGAAGAAAAAGUCAUAGUUUCAUAAUAAUAAUCAACUUGCCUUGCUGGCUGUAGGCAGCUAAGCUGCAAAUGUGGCCCUUCUCCAAAACGAACGAAAUUUUACCUGCUUUCUCCCUGAUUCAGAAUAUUUGUUAAACUUCCUUUUGGUGCAAAAAAUGUCCAGGUACAAUAGUAGAAUAUUUUUGUAAAUUACUCAUCUACCAUGAUUUGAAUUAAAAGACAGGAAGUCUGCUCUGAAGGUGUAAAUGGGAAGGCUGGGAGGGGAGUUAAAACUCUGGGGGAGAUGGUUCAGAAG